CAUGGCCCCCUCCUCCCACCGCCUCCUCCUCCACACUACAAUCACUACACCCAAGUCCGCCACCGGCGAAUCCUCCACCACCUUCGACACCAACGUCAUCAUGAUACUUGCUGUCCUUCUCACAGCCCUCAUAUGCGCUCUCGUCCUCAACGCCAUCAUCAGCUGUAUUUUCCGCCUGCUAGGCCGCUCGAGACCCUCGUUCCCCAUCAUCCUCCCCCGCACCGCCGCUCGCCGACGAGCUAUCCGCAAGGUCCCGGUCGAGUUCUUCUCGCACGGUCUUAAGCUAGCUGGUUCCGGAUUGGAGUGCGCCAUUUGUCUCGCCGAGAUCGAACCGGGGGACCGGAUCCGGCUUCUUUCUGUAUGCCGCCACGGCUUUCACGUGCGUUGCAUCGACCGGUGGCUUUUAACCCAGCCCACCUGUCCUCGCUGCCGCCAAUGCCCCUUUGCCACGAGCCCGAAGAGCUCCGAUUGCGUCAAAUCGGAUGAGGUGGACCGAACCGGCAUUGAGCCGUUGGGGCCGGAAGGAUUAGAAAUAGGUUAUAGACUAUAGUGCAGUGGCAUGGGGCUGUUAACAUAUUGCACUUUUUUUUGGCUAGUUUAAGUAUAAAUUAAUUAAUUUUUUUAGCUUGGUUGUAAAUAUUUUAGCUACUUUUCAGAUCAAUGGUCUCCUACGUGUCUUCCAUCUGGAAUCUAAGGCUUUGGCGUAUACAAUGGCUAUUAUAUUUUUUAUGGAUUAAAUAAUUAAUGGGAUAAAGGCUUGAAGUUA
Molecule: messenger RNA, 766 nt
Organism: Dendrobium catenatum
Lineage: Eukaryota; Viridiplantae; Streptophyta; Magnoliopsida; Asparagales; Orchidaceae
Product: RING-H2 finger protein ATL78-like
Exons: 1
Coding region: 2-550 (182 amino acids)
Biological process (GO): protein ubiquitination
Molecular function (GO): transferase activity
Source: RefSeq, a predicted model, not a curated record